CAGCGCUCAGUUAAGAGGAGAACGCCGAGCGCACAGCAAUUCAGCACAGAAAUCAACUCACAGAACAGCAAAUAAAUAUUAGCUGCAACAAACAAGAGGGCAAACUGAACUUGGAGCAAAGAUUUAGUUCGGAGCGGAAGUAAGGCUUGACGACAAGUGCAAAUAAUUAAAAGCAGUUAACUAAAGUGCACGUCUAUAUUAGCGCCAUUCGAGUUCAUAUCAUUGCAAAAAGUCAAUCACUCUGAAAAUGAGCCACAUACCCAUUCGUAACACUAACCCACCAAAUCAGAGUGAUGGUAAUGGUAAAGCUAACAUUUUGGAAGAUAAGCUGGACCCCAAGGUUUCGAUCGACAUGGAGGCGCCGGAGUUCAAGGAUUUUGCCAAAACAAUGGUGGACUUUAUAGCCGAAUACCUGGAGAACAUACGCGAAAGGCGCGUUCUGCCGGAAGUGAAGCCCGGGUACCUGAAGCCCCUGAUUCCGGAUGCGGCGCCCGAGAAGCCGGAGAAGUGGCAGGAUGUGAUGCAGGACAUAGAGCGCGUCAUCAUGCCGGGAGUGACCCACUGGCACAGUCCCAAGUUCCAUGCCUACUUCCCCACGGCCAACUCGUAUCCAGCGAUCGUGGCGGACAUGCUGAGUGGUGCGAUUGCCUGCAUCGGAUUCACGUGGAUCGCCAGUCCCGCUUGCACGGAACUCGAGGUGGUCAUGAUGGACUGGCUGGGCAAGAUGCUGGAGCUGCCGGCGGAAUUCCUGGCGUGUUCGGGCGGCAAGGGAGGCGGCGUCAUCCAGGGAACGGCCAGUGAGUCCACAUUGGUGGCUCUGCUGGGAGCCAAGGCCAAGAAGGUGAAGGAGGUGAAGGAGCUGCAUCCGGAGUGGGAUGAGCACACCAUCCUGGGCAAGCUGGUGGGCUACUGCUCCGACCAGGCCCACUCCUCCGUGGAGCGUGCUGGCCUCUUGGGAGGAGUGAAGCUCCGUUCUGUGCAGUCCGAGAAUCACAGAAUGCGUGGUGCUGCCCUGGAAAAGGCCAUCGAACAGGAUCUGGCCGAGGGUUUGAUUCCCUUCUAUGCGGUGGUCACCCUGGGCACCACCAACUCCUGCGCCUUCGAUUACUUGGAUGAGUGUGGACCAGUGGGAAACAAGCACAAUGUGUGGAUCCAUGUGGACGCUGCUUAUGCCGGAUCCGCUUUCAUUUGCCCCGAGUAUCGCCACCUGAUGAAGGGCAUUGAGUCAGCAGACUCCUUCAAUUUCAACCCACACAAAUGGAUGCUGGUGAACUUCGACUGCUCGGCCAUGUGGCUGAAGGAUCCCAGUUGGGUGGUCAACGCCUUCAAUGUGGACCCUCUUUACCUGAAGCACGAUAUGCAGGGAUCCGCUCCGGACUAUCGCCACUGGCAAAUCCCACUUGGUCGGCGAUUCCGGGCUUUGAAGCUCUGGUUCGUCCUCCGGCUGUACGGAGUCGAGAAUCUCCAAGCCCACAUCCGCAGACACUGCAAUUUUGCCAAACUGUUCGGGGAUCUCUGCGUGGCGGAUUCCAGAUUCGAACUGGCCGCUGAGAUUAACAUGGGUUUGGUCUGCUUCCGUCUGAAGGGCAGCAACGAGCGGAACGAAGCUCUUCUCAAGCGAAUCAAUGGACGCGGCCACAUCCACUUGGUGCCUGCCAAGAUCAAGGACGUGUACUUCCUGCGCAUGGCCAUAUGCUCGCGAUUCACCCAGUCCGAGGACAUGGAGUACUCGUGGAAGGAGGUCAGUGCCGCUGCCGACGAGAUGGAGCAGGAGCAGUAAAGUGGUUGUGCAGGUCUGUUCCGCGUUUAAUUUACAAAUGAAUAUAGGUAGCUUUUCCUGUUUCUAUAUGUUACAAAAUGGACCAGUAUGAUAAUAAUAAUGCAUUAUAUGACUUAAAAACCGGAGCAGACCUUACAUUUUCCAUUUGCGACAUGUUUAGGGAAUUUACAUCGCAACAAAAGAUGGAUCCUCCAUCGCUACAUUAGAUUUACAUAUUUUGUCCUAUCAUUGUAUCAUUGAUGUUGUUAUCGAUUUAUUGUUAACGUUAUACGCCUAAUUAAAACAAAUGUAUUCUGCUUACCAGUACGAACAAAUUUUAACUAU
Messenger RNA from Drosophila erecta, 2104 nucleotides. RefSeq names its product aromatic-L-amino-acid decarboxylase. The transcript has 4 exons. The record is from RefSeq and is a predicted model, not a curated record. Gene Ontology annotation, biological process: amino acid metabolic process; serotonin biosynthetic process; catecholamine metabolic process. The coding region runs from base 248 to 1780 and encodes 510 amino acids. Gene Ontology annotation, molecular function: pyridoxal phosphate binding; aromatic-L-amino-acid decarboxylase activity. NCBI's taxonomy places the organism in Eukaryota, Metazoa, Arthropoda, Insecta, Diptera, Drosophilidae.